GUUGCUAAUGACGCUUUCCCCAUUUUGAUGACGAUGAAUCGGAGUUUUCUACAUUAAGAACCGUGUCUUUGUGUUUCCCUGGACCUUUAUACAUAUACAUAUAUACAUAAAAAAAAAUGCUUGUUCGUAUUUUAGAAAUCGUAUUCUUUUUUUAUUUUGCCACACACAUUCCCAUUACCCUCUUCAUUGAUCUACAAGCACUACUUCCAGAACAGUGGUAUCCUCAACCAUUUAAAGAUGUACUGCACUGGUAUGCAGCUGAAUUCAGAGACCCCAUGAUGCUGCAGCCUCCUGAUUGGUUUAAAUCGUUCAUAGUUUGUGAAGCACUUGUUCAGUUGCCUUUCUUCCCCAUCGCUGCCUACGCCUUUUUAAAAGGUAACUGUAAGUGGAUCAGGACCCCAGCAAUCAUAUACUCGGCACACGUAGCCACCACUUUAAUCCCCAUCCUCACCCACAUCUUAUUCCAUAACUUCCCAAAGGCACCUCUUCCUGGUCCGCAAACUUCCAAGGAGCGAUGGACACUGGUGUGUGUUUAUGCCCCAUACCUCCUCAUUCCUAUCCUAAUGCUCCUCACCAUGCUCUUCAGCUCCACAUAUAAUCCUCCGUCUCCAAGUGCCAAGGCUUCAUCCAAGACCAAGAAGCUGAAAUAAAAUCUUUGGGUUUCAUUACCUGAUUUAGAUUCUUUAAUGUGCCUUAAGUGGAAUGUUGAAUUGUUCUGAAUAUUAUUUCUUUUGAAGAACAAAUGUGUCCAGAAUAAAAUAUUGUUGAUGAGUU
Molecule: messenger RNA, 774 nt
Organism: Silurus meridionalis
Lineage: Eukaryota; Metazoa; Chordata; Actinopteri; Siluriformes; Siluridae
Gene: tmem97
Product: transmembrane protein 97
Exons: 3
Coding region: 117-650 (177 amino acids)
Cellular component (GO): endoplasmic reticulum
Source: RefSeq, a predicted model, not a curated record